GAAUUUUAAAAACAGGACAUGUCUGGGCAGCCGUAUCUCAGGCCCCCCUUGAUCAAAUGACCCUAGAGUGACCAGACAGCAAGUGUGAAAAAUUGGGGCAGGGAGUGGGGGGUAAUAGGAGCCUAUAUAAGGAAAAGAUCCAAAAAUCUGGACUGACCCUAUAAAAUGGGGACAUCUGGUCAUCCUAAAUGACCCCAGGGCGGCCCAACCAAGCUGCACUAGCCUCGGAUCUGGCAUGCCAGCUUUCACUCUUCCUGUGAAUUUCAGAGCACUGUGAAAUGCUGCCUUUACAAAGAAAUGCUGCGUCAGCCUAGGUCGCUAAGCCUGCUCCUGCUGGCAUGCUGUAGCUACCACAAUCACGUGCGCUGCUGGGACAACCAGCCUGAAAGGCUCCUAACUGCUGACCAAUCGGGUUUUGAAGCUGGCUCUUGGUGGCCAACGCUAGCUGAGCUGAGCUGAGGGGCAGCCCAGUGAUAGAAGUUGCAUAACUGAACAUUCCCAUCAGCAGAGGCUGGCCCAGGGAAUCUUCUCCCUCUGACAAGCCCCUGAAGAAUUACCCUUUGUCAAAAUGGCAGCUCUCCCCCACUGCUCUCAACCGUAUUCCCUCCAGGGCAGGCUGUGAACUGAGGACAAUGGCAGACAGUGGCCUUUUUGCCAACAGGCAGUUUUUAGAGCCUGGCCGAAACUGGCAAGCCCCCAGGUGCCAGCCCCUGAUCGCGGAGCCCGGCUGCCAUGAGAUGCUUCCCAAAGCGCUUGCUCGCUACUGCCCUGACGCUUCUGGGUCUGCUCCUGCUCCUCAGCCUCUGCCUGCAGCGCCCGAAGGACCCACUGGUGGAGGAAGUGAAGCGCUGGGCCCAGGAAAUGGUGCUGCAGCAACUCCAGCCUGAGGGGAACCUGCGCAGCUUCCAGGAUCUGUGGAACGCCUCUGCCUCCAGGAACGUCUCCUAUCGCUACCUCGCUGGCCACUCCACUUCUAGGAAGAAAUUCCUCACUGUGGGGCUGUCAUCUGUCAAGCGGAAGCGAGGCAACUACCUCCUGGACACUCUGAAGUCCAUUUUCGUGCAGUCAACCCAGGAGGAGCUGGAGGAGAUGGUGGUGGUGGUGCACCUGGCUGACCCGGACUCAGAGUGGAACACUCAGGUGGUAAUGGACAUUUCCGCAAGAUUCACUCCCCACCUCCUCCGGGGCCAACUGCUGGUUAUCCAUGCCCCUCCAGAGUGCUACCCGCCCCUGGAAGGCCUGAAGAGGAACUACAAUGAUGCUGAGGAUCGAGUGCAGUUCAGAUCCAAGCAGAAUGUGGACUAUGCGUAUCUCCUCAGCUUUGCUGCCAACCUUUCCUCCUACUACCUCAUGAUUGAGGAUGACGUGCAGUGCUCCAAGUCCUUCUUCACUACCAUCAGGAAGGCAGUGGCAUCCCAGGAAGGCUCCUACUGGGUCACGCUGGAGUUCUCCAAGCUGGGCUACAUUGGCAAACUCUACCACUCCAGCGACCUGCCCCAGCUGGCCCAGUUCUUGCUGCUGUUCUACCAGGAAAUGCCAUGUGACUGGCUUCUGGGGCACUUCCGCCUGUUGCUCACCCAGAAGGAGGUGAUUCGCUUCAAGCCAUCCCUCUUCCAGCACAUCGGCCUGUACUCCUCCUUCCAGGGGACACUUAACCAGCUGAAAGACAAUGACUUUGAGGCAAAUUCCUUGGAUCUGCCUGACAACCCCCCAGCUGUGAUGUUCACAGACAUAGACACCUUUGAGAACUACCUGCCCAGCAAGGCCUACAGCACAAUGCCGGAGUACUUCUGGGGGAAAUCGCCAUCUGCCGGCAGCCACUUCACCAUCAUGUUCCGCCAGCCUGCCCGUAUCUCACGGCUCCAGGUCCACACCGGCUCUGAGGAGCGCCACACCGACUAUCUCCACUCAGGGACUGUGGAGCUGGGCAGCCAGCAGCAGGGAAAAGGCAAGGGCUGUUCUACAUACACCCAUGUCGGAGCCUUUGAGAAGGGACACUUUGACCGUACCGGCUUGGAGAACAGCACGGCUGCCACCCCGGAGUGCGUGCGGAUCCUAGUGACAGAGAGUCAGAGCGAAUGGCUGAUCAUCCGCAGCAUCAGCAUCUGGACCAAAGCAAACAGCUAAGGGGGGUGCAGGGGACAGAGGCACUGCUGGUGACCCACAUGCCAGGGAGCUGGCCUCCCUUCUCAGGGACGAGCAAGCAGUUUGGAGGUGUCUGAGGGGCAAUGGAGGGUAGUGGCACUGCCCCUCCCAGGCAAUGGCACGCUGCUGGGGAGGCACAGUGAGGGCCUAGUGGGGAAGGAAGAUGGGGCACUGAGGGUGAGGGCAGUGGCACAGCAGGAUCCUGGUAGCAUGGCAGGAUGGUGCAUUAGGGCAAGAAACGGGAGCUAAUGCAGCACAUUGAUACUCUGACCUUUCAGGGUGCCCUAUGUCCUUGGUCAUUAAUUGCCAGUGUAUAGGAGAGCCUGGCCCCCACCGGCCCCACAGAGCUGACUAACUCCUCUGAACUGCUUCCUGUGGGGGCUGAGAGGGUAAAAAGUCAGAACCAGGCCCGGGUAAGCAUCCCGCUGGGCCAGGCCCCAGGAGCGAGACCUGGAAUGGUGCUUGCAGCAGACUCUGGAGAGGUCAGGAAAGCCAGCAGUGCUCGGCUCGGGGCAGGUUCAGGGCAUUGUCUACUCUGGAACUCUAGCCCAGACGUGGGAAAAACCAACGCCCCAGCGUGUGAGACUGCUCCAAGGGCAGAGGCAGCCAUGUGGGAAACCUUCGCUCAGGAUCCUACUGCUCACGGCCGACCUGCUCUACCCCCGACAGUUUAGAACUGGGAGUCCAACCUCUCCAGCCUGACGGCCAAAACGCUGUACGCCAAAUGCCAGGAGGCUACAUUCACGGUGGGAGGGGCAGGUUAUUAAUCAUAUUCAUUACAGCAGUGCCUAAGAACCAGUCAAAAUCAGGGCCUGGUUGUGGUAGGUGCUGUGCAAACACAGAGUGGCAGAUAAUCCCUGCCCUCAAGCGCUUACAGUCUAACUAGCCAAGCCAGCCUCCUUGCCAGCCCCCUCCUCGCUCCUGACUUCUUCUGAAACCACAUUGAAACUCUAGAAGCAAGGAUCUGUGUGGCCCCUGGCACCACGGGGCCAAACCCAGGGGCAAGAACGCCUCCGUUCUGUGGCAGCGUUCAUCUAGUGUAUCCACUCUUUGGCUCAAGCCUUUGACAAUCGCAAGAUUGACUUAAAAGUCAUGAGAUUUUUACAAACCUAAUAAAUAUUUGGUUCUUUUCA
This is a messenger RNA of Gopherus flavomarginatus (Mexican gopher tortoise), 3278 nucleotides long. Its product is annotated as alpha-1,6-mannosyl-glycoprotein 4-beta-N-acetylglucosaminyltransferase-like. Bases 733 to 2127 code for a protein of 464 amino acids. Gene Ontology annotation, biological process: protein N-linked glycosylation. The record is from RefSeq and is a predicted model, not a curated record. Gene Ontology annotation, molecular function: acetylglucosaminyltransferase activity. The transcript has 5 exons. NCBI's taxonomy places the organism in Eukaryota, Metazoa, Chordata, Testudines, Testudinidae.